Brugia malayi is the source of this 2016-nucleotide messenger RNA. RefSeq lists its product as uncharacterized. Gene Ontology annotation, cellular component: Cul4-RING E3 ubiquitin ligase complex. NCBI's taxonomy places the organism in Eukaryota, Metazoa, Nematoda, Chromadorea, Rhabditida, Onchocercidae. Gene Ontology annotation, biological process: protein ubiquitination. The transcript has 18 exons. The coding region runs from base 1 to 2016 and encodes 671 amino acids. The record is from RefSeq and is a predicted model, not a curated record.
AUGGUGACAUCAUCACUUGCAAAUCGUUUGCUGAAUCGUUUAAUGAAUGUGGAAUCAAGAAAUACUCAUCGGCCGAAUGAUGAUGAUGGUUACAUUGAGCUAUCACGUCGAUUACUAUCAUGUUUGGAUACUGGAAGUGAGAAAAAUCCUGUAGAAGUAUUGAAACAUCCGUCUAUAGCACGAUUAAUCGUUCGACGUGAAUUAGGACUUCAGCGAACUCAAUGUAGUUUUGGUAGAAAUGCUUUACGUUCACUCAUUAUGUCGAAUAAUCGGAGAUAUGUCUUAUGUGAAAAGCACGAUGCGAAGGGUUUUCUUAACGUCGACGGAGGUUUGAUGGUUGCACAUAAAGCGCGCAAGAUCUAUAACAUUGAUAUUUUGGAACCAUUAUGCCGACUGGAUAUGCUAGACGAAACGGAGAAGAUUUUAUCAACACUUUGGGUUGAACUUGUUGUUGACUUGCAGGAAGGAACAUCGAAUUCUUCACCAUUCUGGGUACUAAUUUUAACACAGAAUCGUUUAUUAUGCAUUGAUCCCCUACGUCAGUUAGUGGAAGCUGAGUUUAUACUACCAUCAGAUUCUUGUAAAUUUAGUUGUCUAGCACCCAAUGAACUUGGUCGAACGUUUUGCUUAUUUGGGAAUAUGUUAUCGCAGAAUAGCGUAAGAAGCAGCAGUACUGGAGGAACAGAUUGUGUUGUGGGCAUUUUUGAUGUUUAUCCACUUAAGUUCAAAGGCAUCUUUCGCAUCACGAAAGAGGUUUUUGGAAAUGUUACAAAUGUAAGUGUAAUAUCUGAUAUGGUAAUCGUUUUCAAGAAGAAACCCUAUGAAACAGUGCUGUAUAAUUUGGUCGAUUUUCAAAAUCAGACUGAAGAAGGAUUGUAUGAUCCAGAAUUACGGUUCGAUGGGAAAAUAAUUUUACCUGUGCCUAAUUUAAUUAUAUCAGAACCGGUCAAAUGCGCUACAGUUGCAGGCAAUUGGUCAACGCUAGAGUAUAGUGGUGUGCCAUAUCAUUUGUUAGGCAUUUCGUAUUCUUCAAAAAAAUCAUAUAUGUUAGUUGAUGCUGCAAAAAUGACUGAACCGGCAUCGUUACCAUUUCCACUACAACCACCAAAGAAUACAUCAUUGCAAGUGGAGGGAGCAAGUUUAAUGUUUCAUUCAGAUGAAUCGGGGCGAUUGCUUCGUUUUGAUGGACCAGCAAUUGUAUCCUAUAAGAUGCAACGAUCUGUAAAUGAUGAAAUGUCUUUUCAAGAAGUCUGGAGAACCAAUUUAUGGGUAAAAGAUAGUUUCUUGCAGGAGAGGCUUGAAAGCAAUGUAAAAAUUAAAUCAAGUUUUGGACGCCAUAUUAAACCAACGUCGGAUUUUGAGCAAGAUUUUCGGCUGGUCAUCAAAGGAGUGGAUGUCGAUAUUGAAAGCCAAAUUAUUGCAAUUAUUGCAGAAUGCGAUCUUCACUCGCCAAUUUUCGAUGAUCCAGACCGAACGUUCGAUGCAAUAUCUCGCCGCAAUAUAUAUUUGGACGAGGUUGAUAUGUGCACUGUGAUUUUUUUAUUAGAUGAUACUACUGGUAUAAUUUUGAAAAUUGCGAUGAUGCGUGAACCAAUAAGAGAGGAUACCGUUUUACAUUUUGAUAUGUCUGGUGUAUUGAUGUGUUUCAACCAGCGUGGUCCUCGGAAAUCGUAUCUUGAAGUUCAGCGUUUACAAGAAAUAGGAGUUGUUGAGUGGGAGAAGGCAAAACAUAAUGAUCUUGAGCUGUAUGAUAUAAAGUACAAUUCAAGCGUGCUUAGCAGACGACAAACACGGCUUUGUGCUCGAGAACGAAAUUCCACUUUACCAACGUCAGGUGGUACAGCUGCAAGCAGCAGUCGAACAUUCGACAGAAGAUAUGGUUUGCAAGCAGAUGACAACGGGCCAAGUGGAAGUCGCGAAUCAGUGCCAGGAUCUCGGCGUCGUAAACGAUUACGAAUUGUUUAUCUAGGUGAUACAGAUUCAUCCGAUUCAGAUUAUCAACCACAUAGUCAGUAG